AAUAUUUUCAGGUGUUCCGCAAGGCCACAGUGAAAAUGCUGAUGGGCUAAAGUUUGUCUUUCCAGUAAAACCUACUUUUCCACCCUGUUGCUGAACCUGAUAGGUUUGAUUCAGAUAUGUUUUUUGGAUGGCUGCCAUUGAGGACAAUUACAGUAGCUGAGCGUCAGCUUGGAAAUUUUAUAAGCAUCUUCCUGCGUGAUGCAGGUGAGAAAAGAGGGGAUCAUCAGCAAAGAGCAAGGAAGUCAGAACUUGUUCUCUAUGACCCCAUCUAUAAUGAAUUAUGCUGUUUGGAACCAAUUUGCUCUGGAGAAACAAGGGCUAUGGUGAUACCCCCAAAGAGAGGUUUCUGUCCCACUUCAGCUGAAAUCAACUCUAAGCCAACACUGAUGUUUUUGGAGGACUUUUCACUUCCACUUCUUGGGUGGUGCCUUAGGCUUCUACCCCAAAGACACUAUAUAAAGGCCCUACUGGCUUUGAACUCCUAUGAAUUAUUAACCUUAUUAUAGUUUUAAAAAGCUUUGCUAUCUUAAGAUACCACCCUUUACCAUCAGAUCACUGGCUGAGACGCCAAGCCAAAAGCUGAUCCCAGCAGCUAAACUCAGCAGAGACUCCGACAGCUUUUCAAGCAGCUGCCUGGUUCCUCUCCAAAUCGGCCUCCUUGCCCAGCACUCCCUAUCGUUGCCUUCACAAUGGCCAGGAAUCAUCAAGUGCAGAAAGCCAAGCUGGCUGAGCAGGCUGAGCGUUAUGAGGAUAUGGCGGAUUUCAUGAAGGCAGUAGUAGAGGAUGGAGCCGAACUCUCUAACGAGGAACGCAAUCUGCUCUCAGUUGCCUACAAGAAUGUGGUGGGCUGUCAAAGAUCGGCAUGGCGGGUUAUCUCCAGCAUUGAGCACAAGACGGAGGAAGGAGAUGACAAAGCUCAGCUGGUCAAUGAAUAUCGGGAGAAGAUUGAAAAAGAGCUGAAGAGUGUCUGCAAUGUGGUCUUGGGGCUCUUAGAUAAGCAUCUCAUUCAAAAAGCUAGUGACCCAGAGAGCAAAGUGUUCUACUUAAAGAUGAAAGGCGACUACUUCCGCUACCUGGCUGAGGUGGCCACUGGGGAUGACCGUAAGCAGAUAAUUGACAAUGCCCGAAAUGCUUACCAGGAGGCAAUGGACAUCAGCAAGAAGGAGAUGCAACCCACAAAUCCUAUCCGCCUGGGCCUUGCUCUUAACUUCUCUGUGUUCCACUAUGAAAUUGCCAACGCCCCAGAAGAGGCCAUCAAACUGGCCAAAACGACCUUUGAUGAGGCCAUGGGUGACCUCCACACACUCAGUGAAGAUUCCUACAAAGACAGCACUCUCAUCAUGCAGCUUCUCAGGGACAAUCUCACAUUAUGGACAGCAGAGUGUUCAGGAGAAGAAGGUGGAGAAGCGGGUGAAGAGCCAAAGAACUGAACUUUUUAGACAGUAGAAUGAUGGUAACUCCACAUCUCCCUUCCUCUUUUGUUCUUUUCCAACACAUGGUAUUUUUGUAAGAUGCAUCUCCAGCUCCUGAAAGUUUCAAUGGGAUUUUGACAGCAAAAGGGGAUGGAUUCAUACAGGACUUAAGCAUUUAUCCUCUUGUCCUCAUGUGACAGCUUUGGGAUUACCUUUGUCCCUGGGCCCCAUUCUUCCUGGUAUGUGACACCUGCUAGACUCACCGCAGCCUGGAGCUCCUUGUUUGGUUUUUUUAAAAUAAACUCGUGUGUUUGGUACAGCAUCUGGUUAGCACAAGUGUUCUCCUGAUUUGGGAGGGAGGACUGAUA
Messenger RNA from Python bivittatus (Burmese python), 1780 nucleotides. The record is from RefSeq and is a predicted model, not a curated record. NCBI's taxonomy places the organism in Eukaryota, Metazoa, Chordata, Lepidosauria, Squamata, Pythonidae.